AUGGCGACCUCCGCUUCAGAGUCGUCUUCGGCAACGACGGAAUUUCGAAAUUGGCUUGAGAUGCCUGACGAACUGAUGAGAAUUAUAUUUCGAAGAUUGGAAGCUGUAGAAAUACUCAACAGCGCAAUGAAAGUAUGUACAUCUUGGCAGAGGAUUUGCAAGGAUCCAGCGAUGUGGAAGGUGAUUGUUAUGCACAAAUCAUUUGAUAAUUGGGAUAAAAAUUACGAUCACAAGACCAUGACUAAGCAGGCAGUCGAUCUCAGCUGUGGGGAAUUAAUCGAUAUCAGUAUCAAGGGGUUUUGCACCGAUGAUCUCCUUCAUCACAUAGUUCUAUGCUCAAGUAAGCUGAACCGUGUUUGCCUUUGGAACUGCUAUCAUAUGACGGGCAGUGGGUUCAUUCGGGCAGUCAAAGGGGCACCACAAUUGGAGAACCUUCGUCUUUUUAACACCCCAAUAAAUGCAAAAGACAUAGAAGCUAUUGGACGGAAUUGCCCUCAACUCAAGUCAUUUAUGAUGGCCAAACGGUUCACCAAUGGGUCCGGAGGGUUAUUCUUAAAAUGUGAUGAUCAUGCCCUUGCUAUUGCAAAUAACAUGCCUGAGUUACGCCAUUUAGUACUGAUUGAUGGUGAGAUGACAAAUGAUGGACUCGAGGCCAUUCUUAUUGGUUGCCCUCAACUUCUAUCCCUAGAUGUUACUAUGUCUCAAAUCCUUGAUCUUAAUGGUAAUUUAGGAAAACUUUGCAUGGAAAGGAUCAAAGAUUUUAAGCACCACUUAAUAUAA
Molecule: messenger RNA, 780 nt
Organism: Lactuca virosa
Lineage: Eukaryota; Viridiplantae; Streptophyta; Magnoliopsida; Asterales; Asteraceae
Source: the annotation of a GenBank genome assembly